UUAAAACCAAGAAUUUAAACUCCGUACUGGCUGUAUUUAGAAAAGACAUGUUAGUUUCUCGUCGGCACAAGUCUCAUACACAACGAUUCCCAAGGAGGAGGCUUUUGAGGAGCCGAUUCGAAACACUGUGAAACCCCACCCGGCUACAGGAGUCGGUGUGUCUUGAACAAAAACGAACGCUCCCGAGCUAACGCGGGAAACGGAGUGUGGGUUCAGUGUUUUCCACAGAGGAGCAGCCGCCACGCUAAUCCAUAUAUUAACGUAUAUUAUCAGUAUCAGGGCCAACAGAUGACCCGAUCCCCACAGUCUUUAGCUGCUUCGCGCUGACCUGAGACGUUUAUUCUCGACAGGACCGCUGCCCUCAGGCUGUGGUGGAUCCGGGCCGCUUGAACUAGCCCAGAGGAGCAGUUAAUUAUAUGUCGGUCCUCGCGCGGCUCGUUAACGUUUGUCUCAGUAGCCACCGAGCAGUUGUUAGCUCACACACAAAGAGGGGAGUCUUGCUAACUAACUAACCAGCUAAACAACCAACAAACCAACCUCGUGUUCUUUAAAAAAAUGGAUACGUUUCAGAAGGUGGAGAAGAUAGGAGAAGGGACGUAUGGAGUGGUUUACAAAGCCAAGAACAAAGUCACCGGAGAAACUGUUGCUCUCAAGAAAAUCAGGCUAGACACGGAAACAGAGGGUGUACCGAGCACUGCCAUCCGAGAGAUUUCACUUCUAAAAGAACUCAGUCACCCAAAUAUUGUCAAAUUGCGGGAUGUCAUCCACACCGAGAACAAACUCUACCUUGUUUUUGAGUUCCUUCAUCAGGAUCUAAAAAAGUUCAUGGACUCUUCCUCAGUCGCUGGUAUCCCACUGCCUCUGGUUAAGAGUUAUCUUUUCCAGCUGCUGCAAGGCCUGGCCUUCUGCCACUCUCACAGGGUUCUUCAUCGAGACCUGAAACCUCAGAACCUCCUCAUCAACGCCCAGGGGGAGAUCAAGCUCGCUGAUUUUGGCCUGGCAAGAGCCUUCGGGGUGCCUGUCCGCACAUACACACAUGAGGUGGUAACACUUUGGUACAGAGCACCAGAAAUUCUCCUGGGCUGUAAAUACUACUCCACAGCUGUCGACAUCUGGAGUCUGGGGUGCAUCUUUGCUGAAAUGAUCACCAGGAGGGCCUUAUUCCCCGGCGACUCAGAGAUCGAUCAGUUAUUCCGGAUCUUCCGCACCUUGGGCACACCUGAUGAAAUCGUCUGGCCCGGAGUCACAUCAAUGCCUGACUACAAACCAUCUUUCCCCAAGUGGGCCCGGCAGGAUUUGUCCAAAGUGGUGCCUCUUCUUGAUGAGGAUGGAAGAGAACUGCUUGGAGAAAUGCUGAAUUAUGAUCCAAACAAAAGGUUAUCUGCCAAAAACGCCCUUGUACAUCGAUUCUUCCGCGACGUCACCAUGCCAGUUCCUCAUCUGAGACUCUGAGUCAAGCCGAAUAUCAGGCCAUUUUAAUGACAACAAUGUGUAAGCAAUAAGGACCUCCUCGCCUCACUUCAUGUCCACAACUGGAAUGGACAGAAAAAGUGGACACUACAGGAUACGUUGGAUCCUUUAAUGGAUAUUUGUAAAACCAGCUUUCUAGACGAUAGAUGUCCCAAGAGUUUUGCAGGGUUUUUUCAGCCAUGACGUUGUAAUAGUUAUGAAUGUUGAACUGUAAUUUUCAAUAUCAUUAUUUUGCAUAUUUAUGUGCAACUGCCAUUUUCGAUGUAAAUGUUAUUUGUGAUUGGGAUGGUCCUCUGACUGAGUGCAGGUCAGAUAGACACAUUCAAGUUAUCUGCCAUUAAAUUUUCCAAUUUAAAUGGUAUGUUGGCUUUAGGAUGUCCAAAUUCAAAUAGUCAAGUAGUUCGAAUUAAAUAUGAUUGAAUAAGUUUGUGGGAUAGUGCAAAUAACAAAUGUCAUGCUUUGUAAGACUGAGCAGCAGCUGAAUGAAACGUGAUGGCUCUCAGCACAAGUUGUCACACAACAAACAUCGUCAGCUGAUGUAAAACAGUUGGUGCUGAAAGAACAUGAGAUUACGAUUAUGUUCUUUUACGUUGAUUUUCUUGCAGUUAAAUUCAAAGUUUGGGGCGGAAGUAUCUUGAAGUGAUUUUAAAACGGCACCUUUUGGUUGUUUAACACACAAAAAAGCUUAUUGGUCAUUCAGGUUUGCUGGCAGGAUUACUCACCAAACUGAAGCUCUCAGCUUUGUACAUACAGUAGUGAUAUACAAAUGUUCCCUGUUGUAAUUUAGAUUUUACAGAAUUUAAUGUGCUGUUGCAUCUUUCUUACUCUAGAUUUUAUUCAAACUUAAUGAACCGUUUUUAUGGAUAUUGUUUAUUUACAGUUUGAAAAAAUAAACUUGUUUAAAUAACUGUUA
Siniperca chuatsi (mandarin fish) is the source of this 2383-nucleotide messenger RNA. RefSeq names its product cyclin-dependent kinase 2 (gene cdk2). Gene Ontology annotation, cellular component: nucleus; cytoplasm; cyclin-dependent protein kinase holoenzyme complex. Gene Ontology annotation, biological process: signal transduction; regulation of G2/M transition of mitotic cell cycle; G1/S transition of mitotic cell cycle. The record is from RefSeq and is a predicted model, not a curated record. Gene Ontology annotation, molecular function: cyclin-dependent protein serine/threonine kinase activity; ATP binding; cyclin binding. Bases 556 to 1452 code for a protein of 298 amino acids. Lineage: Eukaryota; Metazoa; Chordata; Actinopteri; Centrarchiformes; Sinipercidae. The transcript has 7 exons.